UGCAGCCCUGGGAAGGGGCAUUUUUGCAUCCGAAGAAGAACCUGAGACAACCUGGACACAGGGAGCAUGAGUGUCUGGACCUUAGGCACCAAUAUCUUCCUAAGUCUUUGGAGGAUCUAUGUGUCUCCAAGGAGCCCUAGAUGGACGGACUUCAUUCAGCACUUGGGAGUUUGUUGUUUUGUUGCUUUCCUUUCAGCGAUCUUCCUCUCUGUGGCCUUCUACUGGCUUUUGUCAUCAUUCGUGGUGUUCACCACCUCCUGGAUUACCAUGUGUGUCCUGCUCUAUUGCUCCAAGCAUGCACGAUGCUUCACUCUUCUGUUUUUUCUCUCUUGCGGCCUACGUGAAGGCAGGAAGGCUUUAAUUGCGGCAGGCACAGGGAUAGUGAUAUUUGGGCACGUGGAAAAUAUUUUUCACAACUUUAAAGGUCUCCUAGACAGUAUGACUUGCAACCUAAAGGCAAAGAGCUUUUCCAUACAUUAUCCACUUUUGAAAAGAUAUGUUGAAGCCAUUCAGUGGAUUUAUGGCCUUGCCCCUUCACUAAGUCUAUUUGAAAACCUUGUUUCUUGGAAGCACACUCUGGUGGUCUUACUUUCCAGUCCCAGUGAAGCAGUGAAGGCGCAGCUAAACGACACCAGAGGCGAAGUUCUGAGUGUGGUGGACCCCAUGAUGACCACAGCAGAGGUGCUGUCUUCUCUCGGUCAGAGGUUGUUUACUAUCACGGGGCUCUUAUUGGUCUUACUCCGCACGGGCCUCUUCAUGAAACGGUUUUUGGGGCCUCGUGGUUCAAAGUUUGAAAAUAUCUACAUCACUAGACAAUUUGUUCAGUUUGACGAAAGGGAGAGGCUCCAACAGAGGCCCUGUGUCCUCCCUCUGAGUAAGAAGGAACGGAAGACGUAUGUUGUUGUCCCAUCUUUCUGUCUGACUCCUAAGGAAAGGAAAAACCUGGGACUGUUUUUCCUCCCUAUACUUACUCAUCUCUACAUCUGGGUGCUAUUUGCAGCCAUAGAUUAUGUGCUGUAUCGGCUCAUUUUCUCCUUGAGCAAACACUUCCAAAGCCUGCCAGAGCUUAAGGUUCACUUGAAACUGCACACAGAGGAGCAAGGACCCCAAAGCGUUAUCAACGAUUCUUCCUUUUAUAUAUCUCUGUUUGAAUCCAGUUGCAUCCCUAAACCAAAGCUCCUUCUGUCUAAGACUUGGGUUCCUCUCAUUAUUAUUCUUGUGAUACUGGUUGUGCUGGGACUGUUGUCUUCCACCCUGAUGCAACUUAAAAUCCUGGUGUCAACAUCCUUCUACCCAAGUGUGGAGAGGGAACGCAUCCAAUAUCUACAUGCAAAGCUACUGAAGAAAAGAUCAGAGCAGCUACCAGGAGAAGUCAAAAAGAAAAUGAGUCUGUAUCUAACAAAGAUUCACUUCUGGCUUCCAGUCCUGAAAAUGAUGAAGAAUAAACAAAUGGACAUUGCAAGUGAAGACAACCCAUGAGAGACCCCAAGUAGCUCCUCAGCCACACUACAUCAGCAGUUCUUCUCAGGUUUAUCGAUAGUGGUCGCUAUUCAAGUCCAACAAUAGAGAACGAUGUUACAUGUCUAUAUCAGGGGUUUGAGUUUUCAGGGCCACCUUGCAUCACUUGGUUAUGUCUCUGUUCUGCUUUUCUUCCUGAGGCCAAGGGGCUUCCAGGUAACAGUUAUGUGGUUGGUCAUCCAAACAAGAUGCAUCAUCUGGACUAUAUCAGAGGGCAACAGGGCAAGAGCUGGACCCUGUGGUAAUGAGUCUCAGCAUAGAAUAACAUUUAAAGGAAAAAGAAAACAAUUCAAAUAUCUACUGCAGUCUCACAAGCAAAUGCCAAGGGGGAACAUACACAUGUAAUGCCAGCAAAAAACCCAUUGUCAUCAAGUCGAUUCUGACUCAUAGCGACCCUAUAACUUAUCUUUAAACUCUUCUGUUCCUUCUAUGCUAAGUCAGUUAAAAAUGAAGAAAUGAACCUGCUUGACCAGUGGUUCCAAACCUGCACACAAGUCAUAACUCCCUAAGGAGUUCUAAAAAUUACUAGUGCCUGGUCUCACCCUCAGGGACUCUGACUUAGCUGUUCUUGGGUGGGACACAGGCAUUGGCAUUGUUCAAAGCUCCCCGGGGGAUUGUAAACAGCAGCCGGGAUUGAGAACCACCAUUCCAGAGACUUUUACAGAAUCACAGGUCUUUCAAUUCAGGUCUUUGAUGGUGAUAUUUCUCUAACAGAAGAAGCCUACAUUAGAAAUGGGUCUGAAUCAGCAUUUCCCAAAGUGUGUUCCUCAGACUACUAAUCCCUUUAGAUGUUCCAUAGGGAGUUACAUGGAGAACAUUAUGCAGUAAAUUCUCACAAGCAGUCUUCCAACCUUGAAGAUUCAGAAAGCAUGUUGGCAUAAUUCAAAAACUAGGAUAAUUCCUAUAAUAAAGAAAUCUCAUUUAACCUUGUUUCACUCAGAAUUUCCCAAAAUUAUUAAAAACGUAGAACAAUUUUACACGUAAUAACUAUUGACAUUAUGUAGGACUGCUUCUACAGCUUGUAGUCUGGCAAAUGCUAGUAUAAUUGGCAUGAACUUCAAAUGAAAAAGGAUUUGAGAAGGUGAAGAUGCAUUUGUAAUGUUGGCUUAUUUAAAUAUCCUGGUGGCUUUAUCCUUUGUUCUGUUUUCUGAACAAACAAAUGCAGUUGUUAAUAAACUGACACAAUAUGUGAAUUUUUGUAGUUCUUUUGCAUUUAUUUCUCCUACAGAAAAGAGAUUUACCCCACCUUAAGUAAGGCAAAGAAGCAAUUGCUCAAUUUUCAGAGGGAACUAGAUGCUUUUGAUCUUCUAAAUUUCAUUAAUUAACUAACUUACUCAUCUGGCUAACUAACAUCACCAACAUUCACAGCAAACAUUUGAACACAGUCACAUAGAAGGUGCUGGUGAUACUCACUUUGGUCCCUGCCCUUCGGAGGCUUCCAAUCUAGUCAAAGAGAUAGACAGAUGCUGAGACAAAAACACUACGGUAUCAGUACCAGUUGCCAUCAAGUCGACGCCAACUCAUAGAAACUGCAUGUGUGUCAGAGUAGAGCUGUGCUCCAUAGGGCUUUCAGUGGCUGAUUUUUCAGAAGUAGAUAGGCAGACCUUUCUUCCAAGGUGCCUCUGGGUGGGUUGGAACCUCCAACCUUUUGGUUAAUAGUUGAGGACUUGACCAUUUACGCUACCUAGGACUCUGAGAGGUUAGUAAAGCGGUCUUAAUUUUCUUGAAAUCAAAACUACCAUUCUGAAGCAGCAUAAUCUAUGUUGUUUCCAAUUACUUUUAACAGUU
Trichechus manatus latirostris (Florida manatee) is the source of this 3306-nucleotide messenger RNA. It is a transcript of the gene DCSTAMP, whose product is annotated as dendrocyte expressed seven transmembrane protein. The coding region runs from base 67 to 1479 and encodes 470 amino acids. NCBI's taxonomy places the organism in Eukaryota, Metazoa, Chordata, Mammalia, Sirenia, Trichechidae. Gene Ontology annotation, cellular component: endoplasmic reticulum membrane; cell surface. The record is from RefSeq and is a predicted model, not a curated record. The transcript has 4 exons.